CUUACUAGAUAAGUAAGAAAAAAAGAAGCCUAGUGUAGCAUUUAGCAUUGCAGUAUAACCCAUUUGUGCUGGUCAUAUGAAGUUAGUUUGUUGAUCUAUGUGACAUUUGAACCCCCUCAAAUAAAACUUUGAGAAGUUAAGAGGAACAGGUAAAUGAGAUGGUCACAGUCACAUAUAACGCUACACCGUGCUUCCUCAUCCCUCGCUCUCCAGUUACGCUCUCUUCUCAGAAGAUGCGCACGCGCCACCGCUCUCCGCCCCGGCAAGCAACUCCACGCCGUCGCUACCGUUACCGGCCUCCUCUCCUCCCCCAACCUCUUCCUCCGCAACGCCAUUCUUCAUGUCUAUGCUGCCUGCGCUCUCCCUUCCCACGCACGUAAACUGUUCGACGAAAUUCCCCAAUCGCACAAAGACUCCGUAGACUACACCGCCCUCAUCCGUCGCUGUCCCCCUCUCGAAUCCCUCCAACUGUUCAUUGAAAUGCGCCAACUGGGCCUCUCCAUUGACGCGGCCGCCAUGGUUUGCGCUCUCAACGCGUGUGCCAGGCUCGGAGACCCGAAUGUUGGGCCUCAGGUGCAUUCAGGUGUGGUGAAGUUCGGGUUUGGGAAGUGCACCAGAGUGUGCAAUGCGGUAAUGGAUUUGUAUGUGAAGUUUGGGCUUCUGGGUGAGGCUAGAAAGGUGUUUGGAGAGAUUGAGGUGCCUAGUGUUGUGUCUUGGACAGUGGUUUUGGACGGUGUGGUGAAGUGGGAAGGUGUGGAGAGUGGGAGGGUGGUGUUUGAUGGAAUGCCUGAGAGGAAUGAGGUUGCUUGGACGGUUAUGAUUGUCGGUUAUGUUGGGAACGGGUUUACAAAGGAAGCUUUUUGGCUCCUGAAAGAAAUGGUAUUUGGUUGUGGUUUUGAGUUGAAUUGUGUUACCCUUUGUUCAGUUUUGUCAGCUUGUUCUCAGUCUGGUGAUGUGUGUGUGGGUAGGUGGGUUCAUGGUUUUGCUGUGAAAGCAAUGGGGUGGGACUUGGGUGUUAUGGUGGGGACAAGUUUGGUUGACAUGUAUGCAAAAUGUGGGAGGAUAAGUAUUGCGUUGGUGGUGUUUAAGAACAUGUCAAGGAGGAAUGUGGUGGCGUGGAAUGCUGUGCUUGGUGGGUUGGCCAUGCAUGGGAUGGGGAAAGCUGUGGUGGAUAUGUUUCCUCACAUGGUGGAAGAAGUGAAACCGGAUGCUGUGACUUUUAUGGCUUUGUUAAGUGCCUGCAGCCAUUCGGGUCUAGUUGAACAGGGUCGGCAGUACUUUCGUGAUCUUGAGUCUGUUUACGAGAUAAGGCCAGAAAUAGAGCAUUAUGCUUGCAUGGUAGAUCUUCUUGGUCGAGCUGGACAUUUGGAAGAAGCUGAGCUUUUGGUGAAGAAGAUGCCAAUUCGUCCAAAUGAAGUUGUUCUGGGGUCCCUUUUGGGUUCCUGUUAUGCACAUGGUAAGUUGCAGCUGGCCGAAAAGAUUGUGCGAGAGUUGGUUGAGAUGGAUCCACUCAACACAGAGUAUCAUAUCCUCCUUUCCAACAUGUAUGCAUUGUCUGGGAAAGUAGAAAAGGCAAAUUCCUUUAGGCGGGUUCUUAAGAAAAGAGGUAUCAGAAAGGUGCCAGGAAUGAGCUCCAUAUAUGUUGAUGGUCAACUUCAUCAGUUCAGCGCAGGGGAUAAGUCACACCCGCGAACUUCAGAGAUUUACUUAAAGCUAGACGACAUGAUUUGCAGGUUGAGGUUGGCUGGCUAUGUCCCCAAUACAACUUGUCAAGUUUUGUUUGGUUGUUCCAGCAGUGGUGAUUGUACUGAAGCAUUGGAGGAGGUAGAACAGGUAUUGUUCGCUCAUAGUGAGAAGCUGGCACUGUGUUUUGGCCUAAUUAGCACAUCAUCUGGUUCUCCACUAUAUAUUUUCAAGAACCUACGGAUAUGCCAAGACUGUCAUUCUGCUAUUAAGAUUGCCUCUAACAUAUACAAACGUGAAAUUGUUGUCCGAGAUCGUUAUCGUUUCCACAGUUUCAAGCAGGGUUCUUGUUCUUGCUCUGACUAUUGGUGAGUGAACCUUUUGGACGAGGAAGUUGAAGUUUCAAUCAUCAGGGACUCAUUAGAGUAACUCGGUUUACAUUAUGAGGAGGUCCAUCCUCAGACCAAGUAUUGUUGGGGAAAGUGAAAGCUAGGCUGACUACAAAGAGAAUGAAAUGAGUUGGUUUCAGUUUCAAGACCUAUGUUGUGUUUACUUCCCUCACCUAUUUUUUGGGAAGUUCUAAAUCUAAACAAGAACGAUAUCUCACUUAAUAUGUAUGACAUUGUAACUAUUGAACAGCACUUGAACUUUAUAAUUACCUAGAAGAAUAGACAUGAAAGAUAUCACCAAUUCUUUUCAGUUUGCAUGAUCAAUCCAGGUU
Lotus japonicus is the source of this 2404-nucleotide messenger RNA. RefSeq names its product pentatricopeptide repeat-containing protein At5g15340, mitochondrial-like. The transcript has a single exon. NCBI's taxonomy places the organism in Eukaryota, Viridiplantae, Streptophyta, Magnoliopsida, Fabales, Fabaceae. The record is from RefSeq and is a predicted model, not a curated record. Gene Ontology annotation, molecular function: zinc ion binding; RNA binding; protein binding. Gene Ontology annotation, biological process: RNA modification. Bases 154 to 2055 code for a protein of 633 amino acids.